Messenger RNA from Loxodonta africana (African savanna elephant), 1351 nucleotides. Its product is annotated as free fatty acid receptor 2-like. The record is from RefSeq and is a predicted model, not a curated record. Gene Ontology annotation, molecular function: G protein-coupled receptor activity. Lineage: Eukaryota; Metazoa; Chordata; Mammalia; Proboscidea; Elephantidae. The transcript has a single exon. Gene Ontology annotation, cellular component: plasma membrane. Gene Ontology annotation, biological process: G protein-coupled receptor signaling pathway; cellular response to fatty acid. The coding region runs from base 320 to 1309 and encodes 329 amino acids.
CCUGAGUUUCCUUUUCUAGUGGGGUCUUGGAGACUUCACAACUUUUUUUGUGUAGACUUCUGGGACAUCAAAAUGCUUAUGGAAGCAACUUUUUCCCUGGUGGGGUGGAAAUGCUCAGGAGGAGGGUGCUAAAGAAGGAAUCUGGUAGGUAAAAAAGGCAGCCUCUUUGUCCAUGACACACAAUGGCAAACAUAGGAAGCUCAACAGUUGCCAGCUGGAAGGGUGCGCAAAGAAGCUCAGAUGGAUUCACUUUGGUCUGGCAUUGGGAAGCCCAUGAUCAGAGAGGAUUCUGACUUCACCUUUUGUCUCCUCAGGAAAGAUGGCCCUGGGUUCCAGAAGCCUGGCGGCUCUCUUUGUCUAUAUCAUAUCGUUUCUCAUUGGUCUUCCUGCCAACCUGCUGGCCCUGAGGGCCUUUGCCAGGCGGCUCCGUCAGCCCCACCCUGCACCCAUCCACAUCCUCCUGCUCAACCUGACGCUGGCAGACCUCCUCCUCCUGCUGCUGCUGCCUUUCAAGAUGGUCGAGGCUAUGUACAAUUUCCACUGGCUCUUGGGCGACAUACUCUGCGCCCUCACUGGCUAUGGCUUCUACAGCAGCAUCUACUGCAGCACGUGGCUCCUGGCAGGCAUCAGCAUCGAGCGCUACCGCAGUGUGGCUUUCCCAGUGCACUACAAGCUCUCCCGCCGGCCGGUGUAUGGAGUGAUGGCUGCUGUGGUCUCCUGGGUCUUGUCUUUGGGACACUGUAGCAUUGUGAUCAUUGUCCAAUAUUUACCAACCAGCGAUACAGUAAAUCAUGCCAAAGAGCUCCCUGCCUGCUAUGAUAAGUUUACUAAAGAGCAGCUGGACUUGGUAGUCCCUGUGCGGCUGGAGCUCUGCAUGGUCCUCUUCCUCAUCCCCGUGGUGGUGACUAUCUUCUGCUAUUGGCGCUUUGUGCGCAUCAUGCUCUCCAGGUCCCAAGUGGGGGCCCAGAAGCGCUGGAGAGCUGUGGGGCUGGCUGCUGUGACUCUCUUCAAUUUCCUGGUCUGUUUUGGGCCCUACAAUGUGUCUCAUGUGGUGGGGUUCUUCAAGAAGCAAAGCGUAACUUGGCGUGCAUACGCUGUGUUGCUAAGUGCUCUCAAUGCGUGCAUUGACCCCUUAAUUUUCUAUUUCUCCUCCUCACUUGUACGCAGAGACUUUGAUAAAGGGUUACAGAGGCUGCAGAAUUGGGGUACCUCUCUGUCAGGGUGCUGGAGGAGAAGAACUCAAGAGAGAGCCACAACGAAAGCAGAUGAGAGCUUAGGCACAAGCAAUGUCAUCUUCACAGGAGACUAGGUUUUCCAGUUUGGUGUUACAUAGUUUGGCGGGGGAGAUGCA